AUGUCGGACGACAAUGGCUCCAUAAAGCUGGUCGUGACAGAAAACAAAGGACGAGCACUAGUCUCUUCCAGGCCUCUGAAAGCCGGCGAAGUCAUCCUCAGAGACUCCCCAAUUCUCAGCUACCUCGCCGCACCUCUCGGUGCCGUCGCCGCCUCCUCCUCCUCCGCCGCCACCGCUAAUUACUGCUCCCACUGCUUCCGAACAAUUUCCCCAAAUUCCCCGCCCGCAGUCGCCUGCCCUAAUUGCUCCAAUUCUUCGAUUUUCUGCUCCCCACAAUGCCAAUCAGCUUCUCUCUCCACCUCCCAUACUCCAUUCGUCUGCCAAACUUUAAUCCGCCUCGGCGCCGCCGAUUCUCCCCUCGCCGGCCACCACCACUCCCGCCAUAUCCUAGCUCGGUUUCUUAUCUCGGCCUAUAAUCUCGCAAUCGUAUCCCCUUCCAAUUUCCAAACCCUCCUUUCACUUCAAGGCGAACCCUCGUUUGACGAAACCUCCAUGUUCUUGCAUUCAGUUAUUUCCCCGUUCUGUAAUUCGCCGAUUUUGGGGCAGUUUGGAUUUUCGGUGGAGCUAACAGCAGCUUUGCUGGCUAAAGACAAGGUGAAUGCAUUCGGGCUGAUGGAGCCCUUUACUCAAGAUAAAGCGAGGUCUGUUAGAGCGUACGGGAUUUACCCAAAGGCGGCAUUUUUCAAUCACGAUUGCCUCCCGAACGCAUGUAGGUUCGAUUAUGUAGACUCGGUGAAUGAUUUUAGCAACACCGAUAUUGUCGUUAGGGUUUUGCACGACAUACCUGCAGGUAGGGAGAUUUGUCUGAGCUAUUUCCCUGUAAAUCUCAAGUAUUCAGAAAGACAAAAGAUAUUGAGGGAGGAUUAUGGGUUUACGUGCGAUUGUGAUCGUUGUAAGGCGGAGAUCAAAUGGUCUGAUGAUGAGGAAGAGGAAGAGGAUGAAAUGGACGGUGAUGAUGAUAAUGGCAUGGAUGAAGAUGAUGUGGGGCCCAUGGAUAAUGAUGAAGAAGAUGAAGAAGAUGAUGACUUUCCUCACCAGUACUUUUUCUUGAGAUACAUGUGCAGUAGAGAUGGCUGUGGGGGUACAUUGGCUCCUUUACAGCCGAGCAACGGUCAACCAUCAUCUAUUAUGGAGUGUCAUGUUUGUGGCAGCUUUAGCAACUGUGAGGAGUGA
Molecule: messenger RNA, 1173 nt
Organism: Striga hermonthica
Lineage: Eukaryota; Viridiplantae; Streptophyta; Magnoliopsida; Lamiales; Orobanchaceae
Source: the annotation of a GenBank genome assembly